AUCCCUUUGUUAAUACGUCCAAUCUGCCUAUGUACUAAUAUAUAUUACAAAGGAGCCUCAAGACGGGGACGCGCAAGCUGGUGUUCAGAGAAGGACUCAAAGGAUUUGGUAGUUUUUUUUCCAGUGUGAAACUUAAAAAAACGUCUCUGUUUGACGGCUUGACUAAGGAGGUGUGAGAUUUGCGUCUUAAUGUCGAUCGCAACCAUCUCGGGGACUCGUGGUUGAUAUAUCUGGCAUUUAGCUCAUCUAGCAAGGGAUUCCAGUUUGGUCAGCAUUGGUACUUUUAAAAAUUAUUCAUAGAAUUUUUUUUGUUUAUUGGUUGCCGGUUUGUUUUUUUUGGCCUUUUUUGUUGGGAGUAUUUCUGUUCCUAUAAAAGGAACAGUGUGUUUGUUGGCCUGCCAUGCCCCUGCCCGCGCCCGAUGUCCCGGCCUCUCAGAGGCUGGCACUGGAUUGUCGUACCCUCCUGGACCAUCGCAUUGGCAAGGGGGUUUGUGGUUGUUGCGGGGCGCUCAGGCCUCGGUACAAGAGACUGGUAGACAACAUCUUCCCAGAAGACCCAGAGGAUGGGCUGGUGAAGGCCAACAUGGAGAAGCUGACAUUCUACGCCCUGUCGGCUCCGGAGAAGCUGGACCGUAUCGGCGCCUACCUGUCUGAGAGGCUGUCGAGGGACGUGGCCCGACACCGAUACGGGUAUGUGUGCAUCGCCAUGGAGGCACUGGACCAGCUGCUGAUGGCCUGCCACUGUCAGAGCAUCAACCUGUUUGUGGAGAGUUUCCUCAAGAUGGUGCGCAAGCUUCUGGAGUCGGACAAGCCCAACCUGCAGAUCCUCGGAACCAACUCUUUUGUGAAGUUUGCCAACAUAGAAGAGGAUACGCCAUCAUACCACCGCAGUUACGACUUCUUUGUGUCUCGCUUCAGCGAGAUGUGCCACUCUAGUUUCGAGGACCCGGACGUCCGCACCAAGAUCCGCAUGGCCGGUAUCAAGGGCCUGCAGGGUGUUGUGAGGAAGACCGUGAACGAUGAGCUGCAGGCCAACAUCUGGGACCCUCAGCACAUGGACAAGAUCGUCCCCUCGCUGCUCUUCAACCUGCAGAGCGGAGAGCGCACCGAGAGCCGCUCCCCCUCCCCGCUGCAGGCGUCGGAGAAGGAGAAGGAGAGCCCGGUGGAGCUGACGGAGCGCUGCUUCAGGGAGCUGUUGGGACGAGCCGCCUAUGGAAACAUCAAGAAUGCCGUCACGCCGGUUUUGAUGCACUUGGAUAACCACUCUCUAUGGGAGGGGAAGACUUUUGCAGUGCGUUGCUUCAAAAUCAUCAUGUACUCCAUCCAGUCCCAGCACUCUCACUUGGUGAUCCAGCAGCUCCUCGGCCACCUGGAUGCUAACAGCAAGAAUUCGGCCACGGUGCGCGCCGGGAUAGUGGAGGUUCUGCUGGAGGCAGCCGCCAUCGCAGCCAGCGGCUCCGUGGGCCCCACAGUGCUGGAGGUGUUCAACACGCUGCUGCGGCAGCUGCGUCUGAGUGCGGACUACGAGCUGACCGGCUCCUACGACGGCAGCACCAACAUCGGCACGAAGAUCAUCAAAGCCCACGAGGAGAGGCAGCUGCAGGAGGCCGUCAUCAGGACCAUCGGUUCAUUUGCCAACACUCUCCCGACAUACCAGAGGUCAGAGGUCAUGCUCUUCAUCAUGGGUAAAAUCCCCGUCCCUGGGAUUCACCCAGCUCUGCCCUCCUCAGGCUGCGGCUCUGAGGGUACCAGGAUGAUUCAGGUCAUGUUACUCAAGUCCUUGGUCCAGGUGACGGCCGGUUUCCAGACCACCAACAUGCUGACGGCGCUGCCCACCUCCUUCCUGGAGCCGCUGCUCUCCUUCUUCCUGACCGAAGACCCGGAGAUCCGGUUGUUGGUGCUCCAGAUCCUUCUGAGUCUCAUCGACCGGCACGACAACACGGCCAAGUUCAGAGACAUCAGCAUCAUCUCGGACAUCUCGCUGCUCAAACUCAAAGUGGACAAAUGUUCCAGACAGGACAACUUGUUCAUGAAAAAGCACGGCCAGCAGCUGUACCGACACAUCUACCUGGGCUGCAAGGAGCAGAGCAGCGGGCGGCAGCACUACGAGUCCCUCUUCGCUCUGCUGGGCAUCCUCAGCGUGGAGCUGGCUAACGAAGAGGUGGUGGUGGACCUCAUACGCCUGGCCCUCGCCCUGCAGGACCUGGCUCUGUCCACCGACGAGGACCUGCCCGUGUUUAACCGCUGUGCCGUUCACGCCCUCGCCGCCGCCUACCUCAACCUCAUCUGCCAGCUCACCACCGUCCCAGCCUUCUGCCAGCACAUCCAGGAGGUAAUUGAGGUGAGACAGAAAAAAAGUCCCUACUUUCUGCCUGAGGAUGUCUUCAUUGAUGACCCCAAGCUGCUUUCUUCAGCGGAGAAGGUGGAAGGGGACGUUUUGUUCCUCCAGUCAAAGAUCACUGAGGUGCUCGGAGGAAGCGGUUACAACACAGAUCGGCUGGCGACGCCUUACGUCCCUCAGUACACCGAUGAGGACCGUCUGUCCAAGAGAAAGAGCAUCGGGGAGACCGUCUCGCUGCAGGUGGAGAUGGAGUCCAGGAACAGUCCAGAGAAAGAGGAGAGGACACCAGCAGAGGAGAUCACAUUCGAAACCCUGAAAAAUGCCAUUGUUCUUCUUUCUCCCAGAGGGAUUCUGCAACGUGGAUGUCGCUUGUGUCUCCCCCUAGUGGACAGUGUGGGUAUGGAGGAGCAGGAGAGGGAGCGGAGGAGACAAGUGGUGGAGAAGUUUCAGAAGGCCCCCUUCGAGGAGAUAGCAGCACACUGUGGUGCCCGGGCCACACUCCUUCAGAGCAAACUCAAUCAAAUCUUUGACAUCACCAUCAGACCCCCGCCCAGCCCAUCCGGAACCAUUUCGUCAGGUUACGGCCAAAGCCAGAGUCGAUCUAUACCCAUCUACGAGAUGAAGUUCCCUGACCUGUGUGUGUACUAGACCGCCAAGCGAAGGCACACAACUAUUUCCCGGUUUAAGGCCAGUGGGGAUCUGGGAGGUGGAGCCGAUGACUCACUGUAAAGCAAGCGGCCACAAGGGGGAGAAACACAAGGAGAAAACCAUAGUUGUGUGAAGCCAACUCAAGAACAAGCCACAUCUUUAUUAACUAGUUUUCCUGAGAUGAUUUUUGUCCAGUUGUAGCGGCCGAAACAAGCCUGCUGAAGUCAAUGAACGCAGCAGUGAUAACGAGAGCUUUUUUAAAAAUUUAGCGCAAUCCUCUGAGUUCUCUUUAAGGGUCUAAAAAUUUCAUUGAGUGUGAGAAGAACUGUGAGGAACAAUCUGGACCAUUUCCUGUGGCUUGAGAAUGAAUUGGCUUGUUGCAUGCCAAUUGUAGGACAUUCUUUUGACCCGUUUGUCCCUCACAGGGUGCCAUACUAUCAUUGAUGAUAAAAUCCUUUUUUUUUAAUCCAUAUUGAUAUUUUAUUUUAUACCUAAAUUUUAUUUUCUUUCUAUUGAUCGCAUGGCCAGGAUGAGCUUGAAUGAAUAAGAUUGCAUUUUACUUUACAUGUUAGUGUAUUUUUGUAUGUUUGAAUGAUGUAUAUGUAUAUUUUAGUGUUAUCUUUAUGAAGGUUUUACUUCCUAUCGCCCUUGUUACUUUGCGCUGAACAUCUAUCUUCACUGUUUAGCGCUUUACCCUUUGUUUUGCCUUUUUAUUGUUCAGCCAAAAGUGCUUUUUUUUUUUUUUUUCAUGUCUGGCAUUUAUUUCCUGCAACUAUUUUUUUGUGCGUUUUUUCUCUAUUUUAAGCCAAGUUUUAAACGAAAGGAAACUCAAUCUGAGUGCUAUCCUCCCAAAGUGAGUGUGCCUUACAGGUGACUCAAGUCAGAACAUACACACUGCGCCACAGUCAUGACCACACUAAACUUGUGAAGUGUUUACUGUGACGUUAACCCGAUCGAACACUGGAAGAUCAUUAGGGAUCCUUUAUUUUCCUCCUCUCCAUAUAAAUGUGUAUAUACAGAGAAAUAUAUAAAUCUUUAAGCUGAUGUACAGAGCAGGGAGGUUUUUCCGUCUGUCUUUGUGUGUAUAAAUCCUGUAUAUUGAUUCUUUUAGACUGCCACUGCACUAACGGUCUCCGUAAGUAAGGGAACGCGCUACUUAGUUGGCAUUCGGAUACGUUUGUUCAAAGUCUCGCAAGGAUAACCAGCAGCACGUGAAAUCAAAGCAGUCCCAGCGGACCCCCCCCCCCCCCCAGUAGAAACCUGCAUCAUCUCCAAAUCAUUAGAUCGCACGAGUGUGUGUGUGUGUGCUGCGAACGAAUCAACGAGCGCUGAAAUAAUCACCGUGGUUAUUACCCACCAAUGCGUCUAAAAGCCAUCUUUGUAAACAUGAAAAAGGUAUAAUGGCAAUAAUUUUGCCUUGGUUACUUGGUAGCAGCUCCGUUGUUAUUAACUGUGCACUCCUGUGGCUGUGCUGUGACGGUCCGUCUUGUGACGUUGUUAUAACCCCCCCCCCCCACCUGCUUCUGAGAAUCAGGCUGCAGUUAAUCAAUGUGUUUGUCCCUGGUGGUCAUGUGACACGGUCCAGUCGUUGGUUACUUUUCUUUUUUUUUUUUUUGCCCCAUAUAGUGUCUUCUGCGUGUUUAUGUCCCCUCAUGCCAGUGCAUCGGAUCAGUUCAACGUGUGCGCUUCGUAUUUGUCUAUAAGGAGAUGCACGCAGACACGUUUUUUUUUGUCCAUAUUACCUGAGACCAAACUUUUCAUACAUGGCUCACGCUUUCUUUCCGCCACGUUAACCGAGAACAAGCUAUCGUAGUGCAACGUGCAGCUGUCCAGGCUUCCAGUGGCACAGUGUCAAAUGUCCUUCAGCAUCUUGAGAUGUUGCAGCAAAGACCUGUUAAUCUAUCAGUGUGCUUGUCAUUGCAUAGUGUGACGUAAUAUUAGCUGACGGUAAUUCAAUCUUCCUUUUAUCAUCACAUGUCUGGUUAAUAGAUCUGUUUACAACGUAGUGCUGUAGGUCAAAUCUAUUCAUUCGGUGAACUUUGCACUUUAAAACCUGGAUAACCGAGUGACAAAGGCAGCUUUUACAUGGAGAAAAUGCCUUAUGAGUGUCAUACCUGAAUCUGCAUGCUAGUGAUGUCACGGUGUUGUACAAUAAAUGUGUGUGUAACCACAA
Gasterosteus aculeatus aculeatus (three-spined stickleback) is the source of this 5162-nucleotide messenger RNA. RefSeq names its product EFR3 homolog Bb (S. cerevisiae) (gene efr3bb). Gene Ontology annotation, biological process: protein localization to plasma membrane. The record is from RefSeq and is a predicted model, not a curated record. Lineage: Eukaryota; Metazoa; Chordata; Actinopteri; Perciformes; Gasterosteidae. Gene Ontology annotation, cellular component: plasma membrane.